Molecule: messenger RNA, 3792 nt
Organism: Saccostrea cuccullata (small rock oyster)
Lineage: Eukaryota; Metazoa; Mollusca; Bivalvia; Ostreida; Ostreidae
Product: myosin-2 heavy chain-like
Exons: 43
Coding region: 74-3610 (1178 amino acids)
Source: RefSeq, a predicted model, not a curated record
AUGUUCCUACUUAACAGGAAGUCUCAGCCAAGAAAGAAUCAAUGGAGAAGAAAGACUUAAAGACGCUCAGCAAAUGACAGAAGAAUUACUGAAGUAUCAAAGUUCAGAAGAAGAACUUCAUGCAAGACUGGCGGAGGCCAAUGAAGAAACUUUGAGACUACGGGUAGAAGAACAAAGUGAUAGUCUCAGCCAAGGAAGAAUCAUUAGAGAAGAGAGACUUAAAGACGCUCAGCAAAUGAAAGAGGAAUUACUGAAACAUCAAAGUACAGAACAAGAACUUCUUGAUAGUCUUAGCCAAGAAAGAAUCAUUGGAGAAGAAAGACUGCAAGAUGCUCAGCAGAUGAAAGAGGAAUUACUGAAACAUCAAACUACAGAAGAGGAACUUCAUGCAAAACUUGGGGAGGCCAAUGAAGAGAUAGAAAAUUUGAAAAGACAGGUUGAAGAACAAAGUGAUAGUCUUAGCCAAGAAAGAAUCAUUGGAGAAGAAAGACUGCAAGAUGCUCAGCAGAUGAAAGAGGAAUUACUGAAACAUCAAACUACAGAAGAGGAACUUCAUGCAAAACUUGCGGAGGCCAAUGAGGAGAUAGGAAAUUUGAGACGACAGGUUGAAGAACAAAGUGAUAGUCUCAGCCAAGAAAGAAUCAAUGGAGAGGGAAGACUUCAAGACGCUCAGCAAAUAACAGAGGAAUUACUGAAACAUCAAAGUACAGAAAAAGUACUUUAUGCAAGACUUGCGGAGGCCAAUGAAGAAACUUUGAGACUACGGGUAGAAGAACAAAGUGAUAGUCUCAGCCAAGGAAGAAUCAUUAGAGAAGAGAGACUUAAAGACGCUCAGCAAAUGAAAGAGGAAUUACUGAAACAUCAAAGUACAGAACAAGAACUUCUUGCAAAACUUGGGGAGGCCAAUGAAGAGAUAGAAAAUUUGAAAAGACAGGUUGAAGAACAAAGUGAUAGUCUUAGCCAAGAAAGAAUCAUUGGAGAAGAAAGACUGCAAGAUGCUCAGCAGAUGAAAGAGGAAUUACUGAAACAUCAAACUACAGAAGAGGAACUUCAUGCAAAACUUGGGGAGGCCAAUGAAGAGAUAGAAAAUUUGAAAAGACAGGUUGAAGAACAAAGUGAUAGUCUUAGCCAAGAAAGAAUCAUUGGAGAAGAAAGACUGCAAGAUGCUCAGCAGAUGAAAGAGGAAUUACUGAAACAUCAAACUACAGAAGAGGAACUUCAUGCAAAACUUGCGGAGGCCAAUGAAGAGAUAGGAAAUUUGAGACGACAGGUUGAAGAACAAAGUGAUAGUCUCAGCCAAGAAAGAAUCAAUGGAGAGGGAAGACUUCAAGACGCUCAGCAAAUAACAGAGGAAUUACUGAAACAUCAAAGUACAGAAAAAGUACUUUAUGCAAGACUUGCGGAGGCCAAUGAAGAAACUUUGAGACUACGGGUAGAAGAACAAAGUGAUAGUCUCAGCCAAGGAAGAAUCAUUAGAGAAGAGAGACUUAAAGACGCUCAGCAAAUGAAAGAGGAAUUACUGAAACAUCAAAGUACAGAACAAGAACUUCUUGCAAAACUUGGGGAGGCCAAUGAAGAGAUAGAAAAUUUGAAAAGACAGGUUGAAGAACAAAGUGAUAGUCUUAGCCAAGAAAGAAUCAUUGGAGAAGAAAGACUGCAAGAUGCUCAGCAGAUGAAAGAGGAAUUACUGAAACAUCAAACUACAGAAGAGGAACUUCAUGCAAAACUUGGGGAGGCCAAUGAAGAGAUAGAAAAUUUGAAAAGACAGGUUGAAGAACAAAGUGAUAGUCUUAGCCAAGAAAGAAUCAUUGGAGAAGAAAGACUGCAAGAUGCUCAGCAGAUGAAAGAGGAAUUACUGAAACAUCAAACUACAGAAGAGGAACUUCAUGCAAAACUUGCGGAGGCCAAUGAAGAGAUAGGAAAUUUGAGACGACAGGUUGAAGAACAAAGUGGUAUGCGUUACCAUGUGCCAAAUCAGGAAACGGAUCGUCUUCCUCAUGAUAAUGCAAUGUCUAGUUGGACACAGGAAACGAAUAAUUUACAAGACAGAGAAGAUCUUGAAUCUACUUCAUACGAAAGAAAAAUAAGGGAUUUGAAAAAUGAGCUACAUUCACAACAAGAAAGAGUGAACGAUAACGAAGCACAAAUUGAACAACUGAACAAAACGAUCAACGAUAAGUCUGAUGAAAAUUGCCGUUUACUACAAAGAAUUCUCAAGUUGGAAACAGCUGAAAAACAAUUAAAUGAAAUAAAGACCAAGGCAUCUGAAGAGGAGAGUUUAAGGGAGGCUGAAAUAGAGAAACUGCAAAAAGAACUAGAUUCUAUGAAUGAAUCUCUUAACCAAGAGAGGAACAUUGGAGAAGUCAGAUUAAAAGAAAUUGAGAAGUUAGAGGAGGAUAUACAUAAUCAUAGGACAAGAGAAGAAGAUUAUCAACAAAAGCUAGAGGAAGCCAAUAGAGAAAUGGAAAAUUUGAAAAGACAGACUGAAAAACAAUGUGCAGACAACGGUAGUAUUCUUCACAAAUAUUUAGAAGAAGAAAAGACUUCAAAACAUUACAAAGUUUCCUUGGAGGUCAUGGGACAAGAGAAAGAAGAAGUAGAAAGUCAGCUCCAUUACACGAAAGAAAAACUUGCUCAAACAGAACGCGAGGUGAUAAUUACCAAAGAAGAACAUAAAGCAGAGAAAUCAAAACUAGAGGAAGCAUUCCAAAGGUUGAAAGCUCAAUCAUCCCAGGAAAUAGAAAAACAACAUCAACAAAUAAAUAAACUUAAGGAUGAUAUUCAGCGUUUAGAGACCAUCCUUGCGCAUACAACAAAUGAGUUGGAAGGAAAGAAAGUAGAAAAUAAAAAAUUGGAAUCUGAACUCAACCGAAUUAAGCGAGAACUGGAGGGCAUCAAAAAUGAGAAGACACAGCUAGAAGACCACAUUUGUCAGUUAAAUGGAGAAAUAAAUACACGUGAUACAAGGAUAAUGAAGAUGAACGGCGAUUUAACGAUGAAGGAAGCUGAAAAAACCUAUGCCAAUGAAUGCAUGCAAAAGGCUGUUCAAAGACAACAGGAAAUGACGUAUCAACUAUCCACUUUACAGAGAGUUGAAAUGGAAAAAAAUCAAGCAGAACAAGACAAGAAAUCACUAUUAGAUGAGAACAACCUUCUGCGUGCAAGUCUGAAAGAAACAGACGAUUUUCGCAGCUAUCUGCAGAAUUACUAUAAAAUUUUACAAGACACACAGUUAGCAUUACAGAGGGAAACUGAUAAAAACAGACAUUUCAAUGAAUUACUGUCUUCUAAUGGCCACCGUAUGGAAAACAUGACGGCAGAUUUACGAAAUUACCGUUCUCUGGCGGAGAGUCACAGAAAAUCGCUGGAAGAGAAAAAAGAUUAUGUACAUGGUCUUCAACGGAAUAUAGAUAAGCUUACUUAUGAAAAUGAAAAAUUAAAAGAAGAACGUGACAAGUAUCACCAGGAGAGCUUUGAAUUAAAAGACAGAUGCCAAGGUUUGACUGAGGAGCUAGAACAGUCAAGAAACGAAAGCAGAGAACUGAGGGAACAAGCCGAGGCUGCUGAUGGUACAAGCGAAAAUAGAUCAUUCCCAAAUCAAGGUCAGUAAAAAAAUAGAUCAAUCCCAAAUAAAUGUCAGUAAAAAUAGAUAAAGACCAAAUUAGGGUCAGUAAAAAUAGAUCAAUUCCAAAUAAAUGUCAGUAGAAAUAUAUAAAUACCAAAUCAAGGUCAGUAAAAAUAGAUAAAUCCCAAAUUACGGUCAGUAAAAAUAGAUCAAUCCCAAAUUACGGU